Messenger RNA from Chanos chanos (milkfish), 1005 nucleotides. RefSeq names its product chromosome 7 C19orf67 homolog (gene c7h19orf67). The transcript is spliced from 7 exons. Lineage: Eukaryota; Metazoa; Chordata; Actinopteri; Gonorynchiformes; Chanidae. Bases 1 to 1005 code for a protein of 334 amino acids. The record is from RefSeq and is a predicted model, not a curated record.
AUGACAGAGUUUGAAGUGGUCAGCGAAGGACUGGUGGAGCACACAGUCGUUGUAGAGAGCCCUGAAAACAUGGAGCCAGAAGAAACUAAUGACCCGGAGACAUCAAAUUUAUCAACCAAUGACAGUGCAGUGUCGCCCUCCACGGGUAGUCAGCGGUACUGUGUAGAGCAAUCUGAUCUCGACAGCACACAGUCCUACUAUGAUAUGAAUAUGAUGGACGAAAAGAUCAAGCCAAUUGAAGAGCAGCUACAGUAUUUGCUGAAUAAAGCCGACGAGUUCCAGGCCCAUCUCAUGUACAGUCAUGACCACCACCAAAACGAGGGAUUCUCUCGGGUUGUGCCAACUUUUCUGCGGACCUGCCAGCCAUAUUUCACGUACCUGGAGUCGACUGCUCGGAGCUCGUUGCCACAUCGCUCCCGAUUACCUCUCUACAUACGCACUCGGCUUUUGCAGUUCUCCGAGCAGCUGUGUAUUCGUCUGGAGCGGCUUGUGUUGCUGUAUGCCUCGUUUGGGUUCCUGUCCUUAGAAGAAGCUAACCCUCUCAGUAUUUCCCAUUUCUAUAUCGGCCAGUGUCAGAUAGACAGCAUCAAGGUGUCAGUGUUUCGGUACUGCUGCCCCGCCCCCUUCCUGUCCACCACUAACACAGGGCUUUACAAACGCAUGCGCUGGAACGUGGAGAGACAGAGAGAGAAUGUUUAUUUCCUAUGCUGUGAGGAUAUGUCAGAAGCCCUGGCCGACCUGGACGGAAACGGAGGAAGGGAGAGAGCGAUGGGUGUGGAUGGUGGCACAGUCAGGAUGUGGUCCAUCGGCCAGUGGAUCCAAACACACCCAGACCCACAAACAGAGGACAUCUAUGACUGGAUCUUGUGUUGGGUUCCCGAGGGUCAGUAUCGGCAGCUGUUGUAUUUGGGAACUGAGGAGCCCUCAGCCUGCAUUGCCACUGACUGCCUGCUGGGGGAGCUGUUGUCCAUGGAGGGUGGGUUCACUGUUACCACAGCAAUGUAG